AUGAAGCUACUAAGGGAUUUAGUGAUCAACAGAAGAGAAUUUCAGGACUGGCAUCACAAUUUACACUGGGGUCGCGACGGUAGUCUUUACAUGACGACCUAUCCAGAGAUAUGCAUUGGACAACCUAUAUUCCGUAAGGAUGUUGAAAACACUUCCAAAAAUCUAUUUCAUGUGAAGGAUCAUGCACUUGAGUAUUCUAAUAAAUUUGAAUUUGACCAUGCUACUAUGAACUCUCUACUCAAUUCACAACCCGUGUCUCAUGCAAAGCUAUGCAAACCAUCACCUGUGGAUAGUUUACUAGCGAUAUUGACCAACAAUUUGAAUGUACUCAUCUUUAAGGACCAAAGAUUGCUUGCCAGUUUGGAUGAGGGUGACAAAAGUGUAGAGCGUCGAUCUUACCACAGUUUACAAUGGAGCCCUGAUGGUAAUUAUAUAGUGGUGGGUAACGAAGCUAGUGAAUUGGUCGUAUUCAAAUUGGAGAGGACAAAUGAUGAAGAACUCUCUUACUGUGUAACUCAAUGCGUACAGUUAAAUGAGGGCGAGAAUUGGGUCACACAUAUAUGUUGGGAACAAGAUGCCAUUGUCGCAGCCCUAGAUGACAAUUCUGCAUAUGCUGUAGAUGUUGCAAAAGGUUACGAGGUAACACAGGUCAAAUCCCCUUGCAGAUUUAAGAUUGUGGAUGUCAAAAUUGUUGGAGUUUGUGUUUUGAUCACAGCGGCAGGUCAUUUCUAUUGUUUGGAACCGGUAACUCAAAAGUCUUGUAGUUUGAAAUUGGGACCUGGUGAUGAAUUUUAUAUAAUACCGCUACUGCAGGAACCCAAUUGUGUGAUAUUGAUAUCUGAUAGAACGAGCUGUAAAGUGAAAUUUGAUGAUGAGUUGACGAUUGUUCCUGAUCAUAGGGUGUCACCUCAUUUGGAGCGCAAAUUCAAGAAAUGGAGUACGAUUUCCAACGAAUUCGGUAAAUAUGAAGCAACCAUGUUAAUCCAUGGUGUCGAAUUAUCGCCGGAUGGAUACUCUGUCGCCAUUGCAUACAGCAUGGAAAGAAUAUCUACGCGCUAUAGAAUUGUCUCUGAACGCCAAUUCAAUAUCACUUUCAUACCAUUGUUUGAAUCGUGGCAGAUCUCUAAAAAGGCUAUUGGGUUAGCAUGGUAUCAGACCUAUCAGAUCUACAGAUGUACUUUACCGGUUGUCACCAAUGAUACAAGUGAUAGUAUUUUGAAUAAACAAGUUUAUGACUUGCAUAUGGAUUUCAAGACAUAUCUUAGUGUCUUUAUGAAUGAUAACCAGUUGAAUAAACUGCGAUUUUUCAACUUCAUUGAGGAUAAGCCCUCGAUAGAUUUGUUCCGCAGGGCUAUCUUUGAAUUUGCCAUCACUAGAAAACUUGACCUUGAAAAUCCACUGGAUAAGGCAUGUGUACAGUCAUUGGCAAAUGUUUUGGGGACUGAGAGCCCUGUUGAAGUCGGAGCCCUAGAAAUGCAAAGUGAUUUCAUAACUGAAAGUUUUGAUUUCAAUCAAAAUAAUGACCCCACUGUAAUCGUGUCUGAGCAAAACCAUGCCUGGAGAAGAUGUGCAGUGACACUUUUACCCAUUCUCACUACCAAAGUUAAAGUUUGUCCCAUAAGCAAUCAGAGAGUAAUAGAUAUUAAAAGAGAUACGUUUAACAAUUACGGUUGGUUCACCAAGACGUUGUUAGAGGCUCUUAACAACGAAAGUGUAUAUACAGGAACUACAAUGCAAACUUGUUGA
Messenger RNA from Zygosaccharomyces rouxii, 1746 nucleotides. RefSeq names its product transcription factor TFIIIC subunit TFC8 (gene TFC8). The coding region runs from base 1 to 1746 and encodes 581 amino acids. Lineage: Eukaryota; Fungi; Ascomycota; Saccharomycetes; Saccharomycetales; Saccharomycetaceae. The transcript has a single exon. The record is from RefSeq and is a predicted model, not a curated record. Gene Ontology annotation, molecular function: protein binding.